AUGGCAAAGCGGAGUUCACUGGUCAUUGAGCCAAGCAGGAGAGGGGAGGGUUGCUUGUUACCGUGGGGAAAACAUUGUGGAGAGAGGCACGGUGGUCACGUUGUGGUCUUCCCAUCCCGCGCCUAUUUAAGGGCACGCUCCGGCCACCCGCACGCCCACCUCAUCACUUGCCCAGAAGUUCCCUUCCCACCGGAUGCUCUCCGCUCCCUCUCUCCCCGCUCCGCUCUCAGGCUCCCCAGUCCAGUCCCCGACCGCCCCGGAGCAGCCUCCCGUCGCAGCGCAGCCGGGCGUCCAUGGCAAGGUUUGGCUUCCCUUCAGUAUUGCUGCCUGCUAGUAUGUGAUGGUGCAGGUACGUGCGCUCUGAUUGCGGCUUGGCAGUCCCUGUCAUUGAUUAUUAAUGGCAAGAUAAUUGCUGCGAUGAUUAGAAACUCAAGUAUAGAAAUCAAGGAAUUGAUUGCAACAACAUGGAAGGAGUGCGCAAGUUGCGAAUAUCACAUGCACAAUGACGAUGUUUCAUCACAGUGGCCAGGACUCCCUGUUGGUGUUAAGUUUGAUCCAACUGAUCAGGAACUGCUCAGACACUUGGAAGGAAAGGUUGGGAGGGCAGCAUCUCAUGUACUAAUAGAUAAUUUUAUUCCAACGAUAAAGGAGGAGGAAGGAAUCUGCUAUACACAUCCCGAAAAUCUCCCUGGUAUCAAGAUGGAUGGGAGCAGCAGCCAUUUCUUCCACAAAAUAUCAAAUGCUUAUGAAGUUGGCAAGCGUAAGCGUCGCAAGAUCAGCAAUAGUAUUGCUAAUGAUUGUGAUGAGACGAUCACAUGGCACAAGACUGGAAAAUCUUCACGCAUCUUGGAUAAUGGCGUCAUAAAAGGCUGGAAGAAAAUACUGGUUCUUCACCAACACUGCAAUGGAGAGAAAGUUAAAACUAACUGGACGAUGCAUCAGUGUCACCUUGGGGCAGCGGCAGGUGAAAAGCACGGGGAGCUUGUUGUGUCGAGAGUCUUUUGGCGGGUUAAAAACAACACUGGCAAGUCGCAGAUGCAUGCUGCUGAUGCCGAAUCCGGUUCAUCUGCUGUGAAAAUCAAUCCUACAACACCAAAUAUGUACCCUCCACUGCCUCGUCACCUAAGCUGUAGCCCAUUGGAAACGGAGCGGAAUCAGAAUGAGGAAGAGCCCGGCUCAUCUGCUGUUCAGGGCUAUGCGGCACUGCCUCCACUGUGCAACGCCGACAUCCAUGAGAAUUCGACGCCUCUCAACUUGGAUUCUACGUUCGGCGGAUUCACUGACUUCGAUUCUAUCUUGUUGUCAACGCUUCCUGAGUUUCCCAAUCUCAUUGAUAGCUUUGACUAG
Molecule: messenger RNA, 1347 nt
Organism: Lolium rigidum
Lineage: Eukaryota; Viridiplantae; Streptophyta; Magnoliopsida; Poales; Poaceae
Product: SUPPRESSOR OF GAMMA RESPONSE 1-like
Exons: 7
Coding region: 1-1347 (448 amino acids)
Biological process (GO): regulation of DNA-templated transcription
Cellular component (GO): nucleus
Molecular function (GO): transcription cis-regulatory region binding; DNA-binding transcription factor activity
Source: RefSeq, a predicted model, not a curated record